Molecule: messenger RNA, 3098 nt
Organism: Paramuricea clavata
Lineage: Eukaryota; Metazoa; Cnidaria; Anthozoa; Malacalcyonacea; Plexauridae
Source: the annotation of a GenBank genome assembly
AUGUCUGACAGGCGAGAGCGAUUUGACAUCGCUGGGUUGAUGCGAUCUCGAAAGGAAAGGAAAUCGCUUGGUAAAGAGAUUGUAAAAGAGAAUGAAAUUGUUGAACGCAAGCGAAGUCAGCUACGCUCCCUCAAAGCAAAAGUUAGGAAAUAUGACUCCAAGGUUAGUUUACUUAAUAAACCUUUGAAAUAGGAGUGUUUUAUACAAAAUAUUGAAAUCACUGUUAUUAAUGUAUGAACCCCCUUAGGGAUUGGUUGCAUAUCAUAUAAAAUUUGACAGAGAAGUUAAACGGCUAGAUGUAGUGCAGUCUGAGGGCAUUGCCAGCUUUUGUAUUGUAUAGAACAAUAUGCCGGAAAAAAUACCAUUUUUAAUGGGAAUAAAACUGAGACUGGGUGUAUUAAUAUCCUGGGCUAUUGAAAGCAAAUAUCAGAAGUAUGUAUAAAAAUUCUUGUUAGUACUCACACAGACAGGAUACCGAUAUAAACCCCCACUCCGACAAAACCCACACCGACAAAAACCCUGCCGACAAUAACCCUGCCGACAAAUACCCCAAAUUGAUGAAUGCCAACAAACCCACGCAAUUUAAUCCUCAGUGAAAUAUAGAAAAAACUGAGAAAAAUUUCUAGUAGCACGAUUUGCUUGCAAUUUCAAUGAGCAAUGACUCAGGCCCUGUUUACAUGGAACCAGACAAAUUUUGGUCGGGACAAAUAUUUGUUCAGAUACGCUUUCCGUUUACACAGGCUUUCCGUUUACACAGGCUUUCCGUUUACACAGGCCCGGCCUAACCGGACAAGUUUUUCACCCCAAGCUUUUGUCUACCUAGUCUGAAAGUAUUCAAAUAUUUGUCUGGUAAUGUGUAAACACAUGAAACAAUGUAAAUUUUUGUCUGGUGCUGUGUAAACAGGACCUCAAACUGACAAAAGCAAUCUACAUAACAAAAACAGAAUGCAUGGUGACUCUCAAAAGCAUUUCGGUCAAAUCAUGUAACUAUUAUAAUAACUGUCAUAACUCUUAUGUAUAAUUAACAGUAUUUCCACUAAUUUAUAUAUGUGGUUAAGUUUGUUUGGAUCAAUAAAUUUAAGAAAUUGAUAAACAGAAAUUGAGGGUUUUGUUGGCAUUCAGCAAUUAGGUUUUUCUGUUGCUGGAUUUAUUGUCAGAGUUUUGUUGGUGGGGGAGUGGUGUUAGUGGGUUUUUGUUGUGUGGGGAUUUUGUCAUGGAUUCCACAUAGACUCGGUGGUUGUGUAAUAGCAUUUUAUAUGAAGUAUUUUAUAUUUUCUGUCUAAAUGAAUAGAUAGAGAAAGCACUGAAUGAAUUAGAGCAGUUGGAUGCGGUAGAACGUGAAAUGCAGGUAGAAUCAGUUAGAAAGAAGGGUAAGUAUUUGACAGAAAGAGCAUUGGAGAACAGGAAGAAAAUGCCAACAACCUUUGCUGAUGGUAAGGUUGAGAUUUGUGAAAGAGUAUCUCGAACACGUAGACAAGAAACAUACCAGACAGCUUUAGAGAUACACAGUGGGGGUUCGUUAGGUAGAUCAGCAGAAAUUGGUCUGCAUGAUACAGUCAAUGCUAAAUGUAAAACAUCAACAUUGGUUGAGGUUCUUUCUACUUCAACCAAAAUUAGAAAGUCUGUCUUACCACAAUUUUACAAAACAUCUCUGAAUACCUUGGAAGGGUCAGAAGAAAAUAUGCUGAGAAGUGUUGCUGUGUACUAUGGUGGAGGUAUUAUGGGAAAAAGAAAGUACCGUAAAGUGUACAGGGCUGUUUCUUACCAAAGCAAAGUUGCAAGAAAAAAAUGGAAAGCGUAUGGCUGUUAGUGGUUGCCCAAUCCCAUUGCUUGUGCCAUAUAAUAAGUUAAUGCCCUUUGUUAAAAAAAUCAACAUUGGCACCAUUUAUAGUGUAUAUGACACUCUAUGUGAUGACAUUGCAGAUGAAGAGAAGGUUCAAGGGUGUUAUAGAAGCCUUGAAGAACUGCUAAUAACACUUGCAGAAUUUUAUUUGUCCAAUCCAAUUGAUCUUGUAUGGUUUGUUAACAAGUUUUAUGUUUCCUUAGGUGGAGAUGGAGUACCAUUUGGCAAGUACGAUUCAGCUUGUGCUUGGUUGGUGAGCUUCCUGAAUCUAGGGAAAGGUAUUUUAAGUAGCAAUGAAAAUUACUUGUUGUUUGGUGCCAAUUGCAGUGAGGAUUGUAUACUGGUCAAGAGAUUUAUUUCUAAAUUCAUGGUUGAGAUAGCACACAUUAAAAAGUAAGUAUUUUCUGUUAAUGUUAAUGGCACUGUGGAAAGUGUUAUAUUUUCUCAGGUUCCAGCAAGCUCUCCCUUUUGUAAGUAUAUAAUGACCAUGAAAAGCAAAUGCAAGCUCUCCAGGUUGGCAAACCAAGUUAUCAGAUGGUUUAACGAAACCAAAUCUGCUGCGAGGGAGUUUGAUUAUCGUUUUACUGGGAAAGAUUCUCGGUUAUUCUUGCAAAAUUUCAUGCUUUUAAUUUCUUCUGUGCAGAGUGGUGUAAAGAAAGGUACAUGGGAGGAAUUAAUUUUACAUGUCCUGGCAUAUAUUUGUCUUUGUCUAAGGGAUUGUGUCUCUAUUUUUACAUGUGUAGAUAUUUCCGACAAUGAUAUUAUCGAUCUAAAGCGGCUGUGUUCAAAUUAUUACAAAGCCCAUUGUAUUUUUCUACAUGUUAACCCCACUGUAUGGACUGUUGGCAAUGUGGUUCCACAGGAUAUGAGUGAAAUGAAGACUAGGUAUGGCAUGGGUCUGGGGCUGAAUUCCAUGGAAAGUAGGGAAGCUAAACAUGUUUUUAUAGCCAAGUAUUCCCAAAACACACUUUACCAGCACCGGUGGCAACAAAUCUUUACGCAUGAGUAUGUCACCCUGCUCUGGCUUCGCUCUAGAGGUUACAAUAUUUCCAAACCAACUAAUAGUAAUGCCACAUACAUACCUAAGAAAGUGUUCAAUGAUCCAUCUGUUUGUUACUGUGGGCUAUAUAAGCUUGCCUCUGUUAAUAGAUGUAGAUUUUGCAAUCAUUCAUUAAGAGAGAAAAUCAAGAACAGUGUGCUACAUGGUAAGUCAAUGAUUGGUGGUUCUAUUGAAUGCAAACCAAUGGUGAAGUAA